Molecule: messenger RNA, 1341 nt
Organism: Penicillium olsonii
Lineage: Eukaryota; Fungi; Ascomycota; Eurotiomycetes; Eurotiales; Aspergillaceae
Source: the annotation of a GenBank genome assembly
AUGACCACAACAUCAACUUAUCCUACAUUUUGUACCCCCGAUGAUACUGCUAGCAUAUGGAUGUGUCAGACCGACGAUUCUACGCCAGAUAGUGUUGCUACUCUCAAAUUUACAGAGAAUAGUUCGUUUGAACAGCAUGUUUCAACCACGGCAAUGCCCAAAUUGCGAAUUGUCUCAAUCAACUCCAAGUCAUCUACCAAACCUCUCCAAAUUUCGAAGUGUGCUCUUCAAGCACUUAUGGAUUGCUAUGAGAUCGGCGAUGACUUAUGGGACUUGACGUCAACCUUUGGAGACAAACCCAUGAGCUUCUCAGUAGGAGAAGGGGCAAUGAAAAUUCAAAAUCGUGAUAAUGCUAUACAAGCUGGACUUCGGCAUUGGACCAUGCGCCAAAUAGCUGUUUUUCAUCAUCAUGAUCCUCAUAGCCUGAAAAAUCUCUGGAUUUUUUUUCACGUCGGGGCUAACACUCCAAUGCAAAAGGAACUCGAGAGAUAUGCGUCAGAGAACCAGCAAGGACUGAGCUCAGAUCAUACCUGGUUUUCAAUGCAUUCUGGUGCCCUAUCUUCUUGUUUGAAGAACUGGCACGAGUAUAUUCACUAUCUCGGCCGGGACGUGGAUGGCCAUACUGAUAAGUCUCUUGACUUUGUCAUGAGGAAUAUCGAUCAUGUUCUUACCGCCGGAGGUGACAGCAACUUGACGGCUAUUCACUAUACCCGCGAUCGUUUGCUACCCACUACACACAGAAUUGGAGUAAUAUUGGAAACUCUCACGACACUUGGAAAAUUAAGCCACGCGCUGGACUCGAGUCAAAGUGGCAGACAGAAUGGUUAUCUCAAACUUGCCAAUUUCUUGGCGUACCAUCAAAGACGUCUCGAGGGGCUUGUUGUUGGGAUAGAGGUUCUGAAAGAAGCAGUCAAGGAUACGUGGCAUAUCACGACUAUAGGGCUGGACUAUACGAUGACUAGCCAAAUGCUGAAUCUCAACAACCGAAUGGUCGAGUUGAACAAUCGCAUGCUGUAUUCCAAUGAACAGUUGCUUCGGCUCGGGACAAGAAACUUUGACGACAAUGCAACAGUCAAGGUGGUUACCAUCUUGACGCUGAUAUAUUUACCUGCGAGCUUGGUAUCAUCUGUUUUCGGUAUGAAUUUGUUCAAGUUCGACGACGGAACCACCGAAGAACUGAGAAUAUCCAAGCAGUUUUGGAUAUUUGUUGUUGCCACAAUCAUCUUAGCAGCCAUUACCAUAACCAUAUGGUAUCUAUGGACCCACAAAGAGCGGAUCACACGGCAGAUGUCUCACGACAAAAAAGACGAGAGAUCAAAAGAUACCGAGAGAGAUAUCUAG